This is a messenger RNA of Trichomycterus rosablanca, 2052 nucleotides long. It is a transcript of the gene wdr46, whose product is annotated as WD repeat domain 46. Gene Ontology annotation, cellular component: nucleolus; small-subunit processome; 90S preribosome. The record is from RefSeq and is a predicted model, not a curated record. NCBI's taxonomy places the organism in Eukaryota, Metazoa, Chordata, Actinopteri, Siluriformes, Trichomycteridae. Gene Ontology annotation, biological process: maturation of SSU-rRNA from tricistronic rRNA transcript (SSU-rRNA, 5.8S rRNA, LSU-rRNA). The transcript has 14 exons. Gene Ontology annotation, molecular function: protein binding. Bases 106 to 1872 code for a protein of 588 amino acids.
GCUGACUUAUUCAAACUGAACUGCACUACAUAGCGUAUGAAAUAGAAUUGAGAUUGAACCAAGAGGAAGCAGUUCUUCGGCGGAAAUACAAAAACUACAACAAAGAUGGCUGCGCCCGUGCCAGACGCGUUGGUAAGCACACACGUGGAGAAAAAGAAAAAGCAACCUAAUCGUUAUUGGGAAGAAACAAAGGAUGGAGAAAAAAAGAACGAAGAGCAAGGCACAAACCCUGAGGCCGCAAAAGAAGUGUCGGAGGAGAAAAACAACAAGCAACGACAGAUAAGGAAAAGAAAAUUUGAGGGAAAAUUCCUAUCAGGGAAAAAGGACCCUUUCCCUGGUGAGGCCCCUAUUCCAGAGAGUCAGCUGAAGAAGUUUCAGAGAGGAGAAAAAUUUCAGUUAUCUAAGGAAACAGGAAAGCGACUGAAAGAGACCAUCACAAGCAGUGAAAAGGCUUCUGAGCUGGCUCAGAAACAGGCAGCACGAUAUGAUCUGAUCCUCCCAGAGGAUGCUGGGUUCCUGGAAGGAGAUGAUGGUGAAGAUACAUGUACAAUAUUACAAGAGGAUAUAGCAGAUGCUGUAGAUAUUACAUCUGGAGCGAAGUACUUUAACUUGCAUUUGACCCAGUUCGGACCAUACAGACUGGAUUACAGUAGAACUGGACGGCAUCUGUUACUAGGUGGAAAAAGAGGUCAUGUGGCUUGUGUAGAAUGGCAGACCAAAAACCUCAUGUGUGAGAUAAAUGUAAUGGAAACAGUUCAUGAUGUCAAGUGGCUGCAUACAGAGGCCAUGUUUGCUGUUGCUCAGAAGAAAUGGCUUUAUAUCUACGACUCAGACGGCAUAGAGCUGCACUGCAUCAAAAAAUUUAACAACGUUCUACGUAUGCAGUUCCUGCCAUACCACUUUUUGCUCGCUACUGCGAGCGCCGCAAGUUACCUGCAGUACCUGGACGUGUCCGUAGGGAAGGAGGUGGCAACCAUCUUCACAAAAUCAGGCCGUCUUGACGUGAUGGCGCAGAAUCCCCACAAUGCCAUCAUCCACCUCGGCCAUUCCAACGGCACCGUCAGCCUGUGGUCACCCAAUCAGAAGGAGGCGCUUGUUAAAAUGCUGUGCCACCAAGGCGCAGUCCGGUCAAUUACCUUAGAUAAAACCGGCACGUACAUGGUGACAUCAGGUUUGGACCGGAGACUGAAAGUCUAUGACAUUCGAGCUUUUAAACCUCUUCACAGCUCCCUCUUGCCUGCUGGAGCCUCCUGCCUCUCGCUCAGUCAAAAAGGACUGCUCAGUGCUUCUACUGGAGAUGUAGUACAGGUGUACCGGGACGUAUGGGGAAGCAGUCCGAUCUCAAAGCCCUACAUGGCCCAUCGGGUGAGAGGAACAGUCUGGAGUGUUGGGUACUGCCCCUUCGAGGACGUCCUGGGAAUCGGACAUGCAGAAGGGUUCACCAGUAUGAUCGUACCAGGUGCGGGUGAGCCAAACUUUGAUGCUCUGGAUGUGAACCCAUACCGCAGCUCAAAGCAGAGGCAGGAAUGGGAGGUUAAGGCUCUGCUGGAAAAGGUGCAGCCUGAACUGAUUGGUCUGGAUCCAGGGCUUCUGGGUAAAGUGGACAAAGCUACCUUCGAGCAGAAACAUAAGGAGAGGGUGGAGGCAUUGGGUUAUGAUCCACUAGCAAAUGAAAAGUUCAAGCCCAGACAUAAGAAAGGCAGAAGCAGUACUGUGGAGAAGAGAAAAAAGAAGGUGGCUCACGAGGAUCAAAGGGACGAGAUUCGAAAAACCGUGGAAGAGAGAAUGGAGAAAGAAAAGGAGAGAAAAAAUAGUGCCAAGGAGCAAGCCAAGCUGGGGAAUAAGAUGGCACUAGAUCGAUUCAAAAAGUAGACUGACCUUAGAAAAGGACUUCAACAGAGAAUACAAUGACCACAGACUUUAUAUACAGUUUCGGGACACUUCAAAAAUGUUUUUUUCUUGAACUGUUUCUCUUUUGUGUUCGAUUUUUAGAAAACAUUGGGUUUGUAUAAGUAAAUGUUUAAUAAAUAACCCACAUGUGCCAUAAAUGAA